Messenger RNA from Carassius auratus (goldfish), 2233 nucleotides. RefSeq lists its product as uncharacterized. The record is from RefSeq and is a predicted model, not a curated record. The coding region runs from base 220 to 981 and encodes 253 amino acids. The transcript is spliced from 12 exons. Lineage: Eukaryota; Metazoa; Chordata; Actinopteri; Cypriniformes; Cyprinidae.
GAGUGGGAGUAAAAUCACAGAGUAACUGCAGUGACUCCUCCCAUAACUGUUCUCUUCCCAAAGUUUCGUUUAUCCGCCAUCUUAUUAGUCACGGCCGUCGACCGCUGCUGCUUUGCUUUCUGCUGGAUGUUUCGUUUCGUUCCGCCAUUACAGUCACUGCCAUUGACCACUGCUGCUUCGAUUUGAGAAGAUAACGUGUGUUUCUGCUGGAUUGUAAAGAUGCAGACCAACAAUGUUAUCAGAGUGAAGUUCAAAGACAGCAAGAGAUAUAUUUUUUCUUCAAAACCUUUUACAUUUCAAUCAUUUUUGGAAUGUGUUGCCAAUAAAUUUGAUCUUCCUACAAUGGAUGUGAAAGUCUUUGAUGACUCGAAGACAGAAGUUGAUGAGGAAGCAUUCGUAUAUCUGCUGACACGACCAGAUCUUGGUGUAUUAGAAAUUGUCAUCCCAGGCACAGCAAACAUUGAUGAUUCUUUAAGCUCAAGCUCAUUAGGAGAUGAAGGUACAUCAGAGUCUGAUGACACUGCAAUGUUGAUUACAAGCCCUCCUGAAAAAAAUCUAGCUGAGGAACAUCGUCUUGCCAAGAUGAUUGAAGAGAUUCUAAAGACCAGCCCUGGAGGUGAAAAGAUUAUAAACGAAUAUACCCGCACCAAAGGUCUGUCCGAUACCCGAAGACGUUACAUGGUGAAAAUUUUGGUAGCACAUUUAACAAAUGAACAUGGAACAAGCCCUUCCCGACGUUUGAAGGAAGAAUAUGCGAAAGGAAUCAUUUCCCUCUUCCCAUGCUUGGCUGACCCCAGGAGCAAGCUUGGAUAUGAGCAUUAUUACAAUGCAGAAGAUGGAAGUGGAUAUUUGGCGUGGAGAAUUAAAACUCUGCAGAAAGAAGCAUCAGAGGGACGGAUGAAGCGUCCACGGCAACCACAAACAGGUGGGCCAACUGCUGACAGACAAUCCUACAAAGAAGACUGCUAUUUGACUAUUUGACUGAAGACCGUCAUUGUCAGGAAGCAAUAGCCCUGAUGAAGCAUACAGCUGAUGAGGCAGUGGUAAAGGAAAAGAUGAAGUUAACGCUGGCCUAUCGCCAGAAGCUGCUGCAUGACCCUAAAAAGUCUGCUGAUAUUCUAUCAGUUUUCUCACGAUUCCUGGAUAUACCAGGCUUGAUUAAUCAAGAUUUUGGACUUUUGUUUGGUGAUGCGACCUCUGCAAAGUUGUUGGAGAAGUGGUCUACCAACAUAAAACCAAAGGUUAUUGCACAGAGCCGUGGCCUCACACAGACUAGUGAGCUCCAAGACCUCAUCCAAAAUGCUGAAGCCACUGAAGUUGAAGAAGGGUGGGACAGCGACAUGUCUUCCAUUCUGAUGCUGGUUCACCUUUUGCCACCCUCAAGUCAAGGCCGCAAGAGACCGGGAAAGAUCUCAGCCAAACAAGCAUGUGAUCGUCUUGUGAAAUUCAUCAAGACCGGUAACAGUAUCCAAGGGCACUUGGACAGUAUUGGAGAAAGACUCCAGCCGUAUCUACUCGCUGUUGGGCCGAACAAAAGUAGGAUCCAUUCUUGGUUUAUUGUGAUUGACCAACAUGCUCUACCCUGUAAGGCUUCUAAUUCAUUGGCCUGUGUUGAUGAGCUUUUCAAACAUUUGAUCCUAAUGCCAUGAAAUUUGGUCCCGGGAAAAUGGUCCCAUUGAAUGAAAUGGAAGUUGGUGCUGAGAUAGCUGGAAAACUUAAUGUGCCUGUGUGGACUAAGGUCCUAAAUGUGAAGUGGGUCAAGCGCUGUGGAAACACUUAUCGAUCAGGGUUGGCAGUUUGUGUUCAAGUUCAAAAUGACAUGCCUGUGUUUUAUGUAAUCCACAAUAUUGUUAUUAAAAAUGAGCACAUCCUUUUAAUAACAACUGCACUGAAAACAAUGUGUUUAGAUGAACAUAUCCAUGCUUACAAAGUUGCACAUACCACAGAAGCACCUUAUGUUUUGGAGAUUAAGGAUAUUUUGCACCACAAGUUGUUUGACAUUUCUGAUGUCUUAUGGUUGUGAUUCUGAUUUGUUUAUUGUACCAUAUAGUUUCAUGUAAUUCUUUUUCAUCUCAUCCAUUGUUAUCAUUACUUUUUAUUUUAGUAUUUUUUUUAUUUUUAUUUUUUCACAAUUACAACAUGAUGACACAUUCAAAAUGACAAGUGAAUUAUGUUUCAGUGUAAUGUUGUUUGAAGAGGAGGAGCUUGAAAAAAUAAAAUUGAGACAUGAGUA